Molecule: messenger RNA, 1534 nt
Organism: Nylanderia fulva
Lineage: Eukaryota; Metazoa; Arthropoda; Insecta; Hymenoptera; Formicidae
Product: NADH-cytochrome b5 reductase-like
Molecular function (GO): oxidoreductase activity
Source: RefSeq, a predicted model, not a curated record
AAGUUCACAGUUCAUGGGUUUAUUAGCGAAAUGUAUGAGAGAGAUGUACAUACAUACACAUGCAUACACUUGAUUAUCACGCUAUCACGCUUGAAAAAAAUACUUGAAGCAAUUAGGUGUCUUUUCAAGUCGCGACAUGUAUUUCUUGUACAGAUGACUUGCAUAAUGAUUAAUGCUAUAUACGAACAAAUAUAGGAUAUAAAGUGGUUUAUUAUAUAAAAUUUUAUAUAAAAAAAGAUAUUAUAUUGCUGUAAUAUAUGUAAAAGUUUAUAAUCAAAUCGAUCAAUCACAGUCGAAUUUAUCUGCGUUUGAGAAUACUUGAUUGUGAUUGGUUGACUAAACCCUUUCACGUCUCAUAACCUUUAGAUGGAUGAUAGAUAAAAUUCACAAUUCACAUGUUUUCUUUAUAUUAAAAUCUUGAUUUUUUGGAAGAUAAUAAUUCAAUAAAAAAUGUAUCCAACAUGAGUUCGAGUGAUUAUAACAAUGAUGAUAAUAGACCUAAAACACCACUGGACGAGGAUUGUUGUGGCACUGGAUGUACACCAUGUAUCUUUGAUGUUCAUAAAGCAUUGCUGAAAGAAUGGAAAAGUAGGAAGACACAAAAUGUAAAAGUUAAAAUAAGUAAUAAUUUAUUAUCUCUUCUAUCUUAUAAAGUAUUUAUUGUCACCGAUAUAUCUGAAACUUCAAGGGAUUAUUUUCUGGUUCAAUUAAAAUGCCCAGAGUAUAAAAUAGAAAAUGAUGUUAGAUUGCACAUUACACCUGGACAGUAUGUUAUUUUACAUUCCUGGUGCAUGUCUCGUCCAUAUACACCAAUUGCUUGGACGUAUAAUAACUUAAUUUUCUUAGUAAAAUCAUAUAAACAAGGUGAAUUUAGUUUGCGCCUCAAAAUGCAUCAAUUGGCAGUGCAAUAUAUUAGAGGUCCAUAUGGAGAUUUUAAAUAUAAGAGUAACAGUUUUCGACAGAUUGUUAUGUUCAGUAUCGGUUCGGGAAUAGCAGCACUUUAUCCCAUUGCUAAAAUGAUCGUUGAUGAUGAAACAGAAUUGACAAGGAUACAUCUUAUCGCAGGAUUUCAAUCGGUGUCACAUGUACCUUUGAAAAAAGAAUUAAGGCAUCUAGUGGAUUAUUGGAAUUUUAAAUGCACGUUACAGCUAUCCCAAUUAAAUGACAAGACAGUCAGUCUUCAUGGUUUUAAUAUCAAUUCAGGUCGUUUGAGCAAAUCACUUGUUGCUGAUUAUCUCCAAUGUAAUGAUACAGAAACAACAUUAAUUUUGAUAUGUGGAACUUUAGAAUUUAAUCAGAUCAUGAAAGAAUGGCUUCAGGAAAUGAAUUAUGCAUAUAUACAUAUAUUUGAAUAAAAUAUAAAUAUGCAAAUUCAAUAUCUACCUUUUUAUUGUUUAAUGGAACAGGAAAUCUUUUCCUUGCAAUAUGGACAGGUGCCAUAAAUAUGGUCAAACACAACUUGAUUUCCACUGUUUGUUUGUAACCACUAUUGUUAAAAAAAAGUUAUGUAUAUAUAUGUGUUGGCAUUAUUAUA